Molecule: messenger RNA, 2041 nt
Organism: Mesocricetus auratus (golden hamster)
Lineage: Eukaryota; Metazoa; Chordata; Mammalia; Rodentia; Cricetidae
Gene: Setd4
Product: SET domain containing 4
Exons: 10
Coding region: 331-1953 (540 amino acids)
Biological process (GO): peptidyl-lysine monomethylation; peptidyl-lysine trimethylation; peptidyl-lysine dimethylation
Molecular function (GO): histone H3K36 methyltransferase activity; protein binding; histone H3K4 methyltransferase activity
Source: RefSeq, a predicted model, not a curated record
CCCCUGAGUGCUUAUUGUUUACUUUGAUUCCUUAUACUUUGUUACAACUGCAGUAACAGUCUUGGGACCAGAGGAAAGGAUACCCAGGGUGGACGGGGGCUGGGUGGGGAAACGGUGCUGGGCGGAGUGGUAAUCUGUGCUCCUGGCAAUCGGAGGGCAGGGUAAGGCGGGAACCAGGUAAGCCCCCCUGGUGGAGGGGGCAGGAGGAAAGGACAAGGCGAGGAAGACUUCCGGCUGGCUCUGGAAUGCGGGGCGGGCAGCCAGAUCUGCAGGUGUGCGAGCCUGCGAGCGCAGGAGCGGGGAUAGUGGUGCCGCCGCGGGCAACCGCGCAUGCGCGCGGCACGGGCGCACGGUGGCGGCGGCGCGCCGCAUCCGCUUCCUCCUCCGCUCGGCCCGGGGUCUGCGUCUCCGCGGCCGCCACGCGCCGGCUCCCGGCGUGAGCGGAGGACUCCCGGGCUGCCUCGGUGCCGCCUGGCGCCGCGGAAGCGGGGUUCCAGCUGGCCUUCCCCGAGUUCUCCGCGGAUCGCGACCCCCAUUUCCCCUCCCUGCCGGCAAACUCUCGGCGACCGGAAGUCGGGGCAGGCCGGAACACUGCGCAGGCGCAGGCCGCGAAGGGUCCUGGUGGGAAGCAGCGGGGACCCGGCUGCGGUGGGACUGCACUUCCGUGUGCGCCCACAUCUGCGCUCCGGACGGCUCCAGACUGUGAACGAGAGCCACCGACCUGAAUUCAUAGAGCUGAGAAAGUGGCUGAAAGAUAGACAGUUUGAAGACACAGGCUUAGUACCCGCCCGCUUUCCAGGAACAGGAAGAGGGCUGAUGAGCAAAACAUCACUGCAGGAAGGACAGACGAUUAUUUCAUUGCCCGAGAGCUGUCUGCUCACCACGGACACUGUGAUUCGAAGCUCCUUAGGGCCCUACAUUAAGAAGUGGAAGCCUCCUCCAUCUCCUCUGCUGGCCCUGUGCACGUUUUUAAUCUCAGAAAGGCAUGCAGGAGGUCGGUCCCCCUGGAAAUCUUACCUGGACAUUUUACCCAAGUCAUACACCUGCCCGGUCUGCUUGGAGCCGGGAGUGGUGGCUCUUCUGCCCGAGCCUUUAAAGGCGAAGGCGGAAGAACAGAGAGCCCACGUGCGGGACUUGUUUGCCUCCUCCGGAGCCUUCUUCUCUACCCUGCAGCCUCUGUUUGUGGAGCCUGUGGGCGGCAUUUUCAGCUACAGUGCCUUCCUGUGGGCCUGGUGCACCGUGAACACCAGAGCUGUGUACCUGAGGUCCACGAGGCAGGAAUGCCUUUCCGCAGAGCCCGACACGUGCGCGCUCGCACCGUACCUGGAUCUGCUGAACCACAGCCCACAUGUCCAGGUGAAGGCGGCGUUCAACGAGAAAACCAGCCGCUAUGAGAUCAGGACGGCCUCGCGCUGCAGGAAGCAUCAGGAAGUGUUCAUUUGCUACGGUCCCCACGACAACCAGCGGCUGCUCCUGGAGUACGGCUUCGUCUCCAGCUGCAACCCUCACGCCUGCGUUCCCGUGCCAGGAGACGCGCUGGUUAAGUACCUCCCGGCAGCAGAUAAACAGAUGCACAAGAAGAUGUCCAUCCUGAGGGACCACGGCUUCACAGAAAAUUUGACGUUUGGAUGGGAUGGACCUUCUUGGAGGUUGCUCACAGCUCUUAAGUUGCUGUGUCUGGAAGCUGAGAAAUUUACGUCCUGGAAAAAAGUACUCCUUGGUGAAGCAAUCUCAGAUACAAAUGAGAAGACAAGCUUGGGCAUAGCCCAGAGGAUAUGCUCUGACUUCAUGGAGGAGACUCAGGCUGUGCUGCACAAGGUUUCUGACAUGAAGGAGGGGAAGGCGCUCCCGGCACAUGAGCUCACUCUGGUGGAGUCUCUGCGGAAGGAAGAGCUGAGCAUCCUCCAGGCUUCCGCCGAGAUCAUGAGCAGCUCACGAGCCCUCUCUCCCUGACGUCACCGAGGCCUGAGGUUCCCUCCCAUGGAGGGCGGACUUCCCGCGUUUGCACUGCGGUCGGAAUAAACACUUUUAUACGAGGUUA